This is a messenger RNA of Lacerta agilis (Sand lizard), 1357 nucleotides long. It is a transcript of the gene CLDN14, whose product is annotated as claudin 14. Gene Ontology annotation, biological process: bicellular tight junction assembly; cell adhesion. Gene Ontology annotation, cellular component: bicellular tight junction; plasma membrane. Gene Ontology annotation, molecular function: structural molecule activity. The coding region runs from base 372 to 1226 and encodes 284 amino acids. Lineage: Eukaryota; Metazoa; Chordata; Lepidosauria; Squamata; Lacertidae. The transcript has 4 exons. The record is from RefSeq and is a predicted model, not a curated record.
UCCAAAAGUGGUCAGACUGAUUUCAGUGGUACUAUGCUGGACUAAAGCUGGAGUAAAUGGUUUCAAUACUGCUAUCAUUGAUCCCUUUCACUGCUUUUGGAAAUCAUAUUCAUCACUUGAAUUCAGCACUGAUGUUACAAAUUAUUUCAAAAACUUGAUAUCACAAUAAGGGGCAGUGAAGGAAUUGCAGUAGAUCAUCAAUUUCACAUUCAGUUUUAAAUGUUGCCUCGUAUGGUGCACACAUACACACACCAAGCGGAUAUAUACUUGAACCUGCCCUCUGAAAAGAGAUAUAAUAAUGUGCCUGGAAUGGUUUCUUGCUGACACUGGUUUGCCACAGAUGCCGUUGGACAGCAAUAACUCGGGCAGCCAUGUUGGGAACAAGGUGGCUGGAAAGAAAUGGCAUCCAGAAGGUGUCAAAGCAAACCUGCCAUAUAUCUCCUGGGAGAGGCUGUGUUUUCAGAAGGAGCCCCAACCAAGAUACUGCACCCAGCAGUAUAACCAGGACAAACAUUAACAUGGCCAGCAUGGCUAUUCAGUUACUGGGCUUCUUCCUGAGUCUUCUCGGUCUUGCUGGGACAAUAACUGCGACCAUCCUGCCUCACUGGUGGAGAACGGCCCACGUGGGGACCAACAUCAUCACGGCUGUAGCGUACAUGAAGGGUCUCUGGAUGGAAUGCGUUUGGCACAGCACUGGCAUCUAUCAGUGCCAGCUUCACCACUCUCCGCUGGCCUUGCCUCGUGACCUCCAAGCAGCCCGUGCUAUGAUGGUGAUUUCCUGUGUUCUUUCUGCCUUGGCCUGUGUGGUUGCUGUUUUUGGCAUGGAGUGCACCCGGUGUGUCAAAGGGUCCUCUGCCAAAAACGUGUUUGCUGUCUUGGGCGGAGUCCUUUUCAUACUGGCAGGGCUCGUGUGCCUCGUCCCUGUUUCUUGGUCAACCAGUGAUGUGGUAACUGAUUUCUACAACCCAAUGCUGCCCAAUGGGAUGAAGUAUGAGAUUGGGCAAGCCCUUUACCUUGGCUUUGUAUGUGCUUCAUUGAGUAUCAUUGGUGGAACUAUCCUCUGUGUUUCAUGUCAACGUACUGGGAACGAUUUAACCUACCGCUCGCAGCCGAGGAGUACAAGGGCAGCUCCAGCCUACAGACCCCCAGUGGCCUACAAGGCAAACCACACCUCAUCAUUAACUUCUGCUUCUCACAGUGGUUACAGAUUAAAUGACUAUGUGUAAGUUCUCUGGGAUCUACUUUUAUAAUCUCAGUAUGUGGGGUGUUUUCAAGGUGGUAUUAUUAAUGUACAGUCAUUUUCAUACAAUGUUUACCUCUGCUUUGCUGUUCAUGUAAAGAAUAUGUGUAAUUUUUU